Messenger RNA from Caenorhabditis angaria, 536 nucleotides. Lineage: Eukaryota; Metazoa; Nematoda; Chromadorea; Rhabditida; Rhabditidae. The record is from the annotation of a GenBank genome assembly.
AUGGCGCGUAUGGAGCGCGAUAUAGCGCAAUUGAAAUCGGAUUAUGAGAGGGUGUUGCAGGUUAGUUGAAAUCACAUUUUUCAAAAAACAAAUAAAAUAAGAAUUUUUUUCAGAUUUUGCAUCGAGGAGGAGAAGGAGGAAAUGUGGAGGGAAGAGAAAGAGAAGAAGCGGUUGUGGCGACGACGCCAACGACACCAAGAAACGUGCAAAUCCGUGAUCCACCAGUGGAUCGUCUGGUGACGUUCGAUUCGUCGACGCCACCACAAUCGAUCUCUGGGACGCGGAUUCCGCGCGUUGGCACGCCGCAACCCCGAUCAAUUUUGGCGACUAGAAGAGGUUGAGCUUUUUUUAAAAAAUAAAACUUCGAUAAAUAUCACAUUUUCUUGCAGAAAACACACCGAUUCGUGUUCGCCCAGCUCGUCGAUGCCUAAAUCGAAGAUCUGUCGGUCCAGUGAGACGCAGUGUAAGUUUUUUAUUGAAUUUUUUUUCUGAAGUAUCUAAAAUGUAUUUUUCAGCCACGUCUCCGCAAUCAAUAA